Messenger RNA from Meriones unguiculatus (Mongolian gerbil), 7308 nucleotides. It is a transcript of the gene Cd101, whose product is annotated as CD101 molecule. The transcript is spliced from 9 exons. The record is from RefSeq and is a predicted model, not a curated record. The coding region runs from base 111 to 3125 and encodes 1004 amino acids. Lineage: Eukaryota; Metazoa; Chordata; Mammalia; Rodentia; Muridae.
ACCACACCACAGCUUCCUCUUCACCUUUGCUGUGACAGCACAGAAUUUUGUCACUCAGCUUCUGAGCAACUUCAGUGAGGAGGCUGCUCAGAAAGGUUGCACCAGUCCAGAUGGCAGGCAUCCUGUGUGUGGCAUCUCUCUUUCUCUCUCUGACUAAGCUCGGCAUCGGCCAGAGAGAAGUAAAAAUUCAGGAAGGACCUCUGUACCGGGCUGAAGGUUACCCUGUCAGCAUCAGCUGCAGCGUAAGCGGGCAUCAGGGACCUGCCACCCAGGAUUUCCAGUGGUCUGUUUACCUGCCAGCAGCCCCGACCAAGGAAGUCCAGAUCAUCAGUACCAAGGAUGAGGGCUUCUCUUACACGGUGUAUGCCCAGAGGGUGCAAAGCAAGGAGAUCUACGUGCAGAGGCUGCGGGGCGACUCCGUCCUGCUGCGCUUCUCAAAGCUCCAGAUGAGGGACUCUGGCCAGUAUGAGUGCCACACACCCAACACGGAUGGGCAGUACUUUGGAAGUUACAGUGCGAAGACAAAUCUAACCGUGAUUCCUGACACCCUGUCUGCCACCAUGCCCUCCCAGACGCUCAGUAAGAAGGAAGGCGAGCCCUUAGAACUCACCUGCCAGGCUACCAGAGCCACAGCUCAGCACACCCACCUCUCUCUCACCUGGUUCCUGAUGCAGGAAGGAGGGAGCCAAGCCGUUGAGAUCAUUUCUCUCUCCAAGGACUUCGUAUUGACCCCUGGGCCGUCCUAUGAAGAUAGGUUCGUGGCCGGGGAUGUGCGGCUGGACAAGCUUGGAGCCACUUUCUUCAAGCUGUCGGUGGGCAGGCUCCAGCCCUCAGAUCAAGGCCAGGUGUUCUGUGAGGCCACGGAAUGGAUUCAGGAUCCAGAUGAAACGUGGACUUUGAUCACAAGAAAGCAGACAGAUCAAACAGCUCUGAGGAUCCAGCCGGCAGCAAGAGAUUUUGAAGUGAGCGUCACAGCCAGAAGCUCCCCUGACGAGGGAAAACCCUUGGAACUGGUCUGCCUGGUUGUUGGCAGAGACGGCGACCCACAGCUCCAGGGCACUUGGUUCCUCGACGGGAAGGAAAUUGCUCAGAUUGACGCUGCUGGGGUCCUGGACCUGAAGAGAGACUACAGAGGCAGAGCAGACCGAGGACAGCUGCAGGUCUCAAAGUUAAGCGCCCGGACUUUCUCUCUCAAGAUCUUCUCCGUGGGUCCAGAGGACGUGGGCGCUUACAGUUGUGAAGUGGCAGACGUGGUGAGGGCUCGGACCGGCUCCUGGCAGGUACUUCAGAGGAAGCAGUCGCCGGGCAAGCAGGUGCAGCUGAAGGAGCCAGCAGCAAGAAGUGUGACCGUGUCUGCUGAGCAGCAUGCCGUGUGGGAAGGAGAGGAGCUUGCCCUUCUCUGCAAGGCAGCUGGGGAUGCAAGUCCCUUGUCCGUGAGCUGGUGGCUCACCCCACAGGACCAGACUACACCCGUGUUUGUGGCUGCCAUGGGACAAGAUGGUACCAUGCAGCUGGGAGUCUCUUCUUCAGGCCCCAGGCACCGUAGUAACAGGAGGUUGGAGAAAGUGGAUUGGGCCACCUUUCGGCUGGAGAUUGCCUCUGCCGAGGUCACAGACAGUGGGACCUAUGAAUGCAGAGUGUCGGAGAGGCCCCAGAACCAGGCCAAGGAUUGGCAGUGGACCCAGAAGAUUUCGGCCACUGUAAAAUCUCUGAAAUCGAGUUUACGAGUUAAUCUGAUGAGCCGUCAGCCGCAAGUGACCUUAGCCCGCACCUUCGACCUGUUCUGCAUAGUGAGGGCCAACCACUCGGACCUCCAGCUGCCCUUCUCGGUGACAUGGCAAUUCCAGCCAGUCGGCUCCGGAGCCUUUCAUCAGCUGAUUCGAAUCACCCACAACGGCACAGUCGAAUGGGGGGAUGUCCUCUCCCAGUUCCAUGGGAGGACAAAAGUUUCACAGUCUUCCUUUCGUUCUCAACUCCAAAUCCACGAUGCUGCUCUGGAGGACGCAGGGGCGUAUCAGUGUAAGGUGGAAGGCUACGACAGAAACUCCCUGCACACAAGUGGGCCGGCCAGGGCAUCUGCCACCUCCAACCUAUUAAGGAUUACUGUCACCUUUCCAGAGAGCAAACUGAGAGUGAACUCAAGCAAUCAGGUCCAAGAGCUCUCCAUCAGCACCAGCACUCACAUAGAAUGUGCCAUCUUGUCCCGAUCUACUGGAAACCUUUUUCUAGCCAUCAUUUGGUACUUCUCUCCCAUCUCUGCAAAUGCAUCCUAUCUGAAGAUCCUAGAAACGGACCAAACCCAUGUCGUAAAAUAUGGGGAUGAAUUUCAAACCCCUCGGAGCAAGCAAAAAUUUCAUUCUGAGAAAGUUUCCCAAGACUUAUUUCUGCUGAGCAUUCUGAGCAUGGAAGACAGUAACCAGGGCUUCUACCACUGUGCAGUGGAGGAAUGGCUCUUGUCUACAGAUGGCACUUGGCAAAGGCUUGAAAGAAAGACUUCAGGAUCCACAGAAUUGAGACUCAGGCCUACAGGAAGUCAGGUCCGAGUCUCCAAAGUGAGCUGGAUGGGAAACGCCAGCGAGCACGGAGAGGUGGACAUCGGCUGCAGCCUGGACGGCCCAGGCGGCACUGCCUCGCUGUACUCCGUGACGUGGUACCGGAGCAGAGGAAACGCGGCGGGUCAGAUGCUGGUGCACCUGCAAUACGACGGCCUGCUGGAGUACGGCCCGGCGGGCCGCGGGAGGCUCCUGCACUGCUACCGCGCCUCUCCCACGGACUUCAUCCUGAAGCUGCGUCGGGUGGAGGUGGACGAUGCCGGCGCGUAUUGGUGCAGGGUGACGGAGUGGCGACAACAUGGCCACCCGGGCAGGUGGAUCAACCAAGCCUCGGAUGAGUCGCCACGGAUGGUGCUCAGGGUGCUGUCCUCAGAACCCACCUUCCCUUCCCGGAUCUGCUCCUCCGAACCCUUACUUUACUUCCUCGUCGUCUGCCCCUUCCUCGUGCUGUUGCUUCUGCUCCUUUCCCUCCUCUGUUUGUACCGGAAGGCCAGGAAGUUGUCGCGGCUGAGUCUCCAUGCAAAGAAAGAAGAAGCUCUCUGGGUGGGCAUGAAAGGGACCACUGGAGACUGAAGCACACUUCGGAAGGAAGCCGGGGAGGAAGGGGAAGGCUGCUGAAUUCAAGGUGCCCCUGCUGGUGGAAGGAGUGUGGAGGAACUGGAUUGGACCAGCCAGGGUGAAUGAAUUCUGCUUCAGACCUUGGCCAAGUUACCUAGGGAUCAGAAAGCACAUGUCCAGAGCUUAUGUUGUUUACCAGAUCCCUUUAAGUAUUUCUUUGUGUAGCACCCAUCUUACUUUUUUAUUUGUUUGUUUGUUUUUUGUUUUUUGUUUUUUUGUCCUUCAGAAGUAGAUAUCAUCAUUGCCUCAGCUUACACGGACCUCACCUCCUGGAGGUCCAGCCCUCCUCUGGAAAGAGAGGAACGCCAUCUGGUGAGCCUUCCUUCCUCUCCAGCAUCACCUAUUCCCUUGGAAACAUCAGCUUGGCCCAGUCACGAGGGAAAUCAUUUUCCUCUAGAUAAGAAAUGUAGGAAAAACCUCAUGUCAGGAAAACAAGAAGAAUUGAGAGCAUGGACUCGGUUGCCCGGAAUCUGACUCCCCAGUCAGUAUGUAACUUUUUUUCUAGGCAGAAAUCCAAUUUUUUCCUAAUCUCUUUUACAAAUGCCUACUGAAAGUGUAAGAGGAGGUGUCUAAUCAAUAUUGGUUCUUUGACAAAAGGAUAACAUGUUGUGGGCUUUUUGAAGCUUUCAUUUGGCUUUGUACUUUAUGGUUUGGGGGAGGGUUUUUUGUGUUUUGUUUUUGUUUUUGUUUUUUUUUCUUGAGAAACGGUCUUACAAUAUAGCCCAGGUUAGCCUUGACCUUGAUCUCACUGUAUAUUCCUGCACUGUGUAAUCUAGGCUUUCCUCCAAUUUACAGUGGUCUUCUCCCUACCAAAGCCAUCUUCCUUGUGCUGGGAUUAGAAGCAUGCGUUGGUGCUGGGAGUGGUAUGAACACCUUUAAUUCUAGAAUGCAGGAGGCAGAGGCAGGUGGAUCUCUGAGAUUGAGGAGGCCACCCUGGUCUACAUAGUGAAUUCUAGGGAAACCAGGGCUAUACAGAGAAACUCUAUCUUGGGGAAAAAAAAAAAGAGGAUGAAGAGGAGAAGGAGGAGGAGGAGGAGGAAGAGGAGGAGGAGGAGGAGGAGGAAGAGGAGGAGGAGGAGGAGGAGGAGGAAGAAGAAGAAGAAGAAGAAGAAGAAGAAGAAGAAGAAGAAGAAGAAGAAGAAGAAUGUUGGCAUGCCUCAUUUAAGAGUUAGUAGUCAUUACUAAAGAACAUCCCUGACUCCCAACUCCCAAAACCUCCUCCUCACCCUGCCCCACCCCCCACAGCCUGCCACCAUAGUGCUUGGCCAAUGCCUUUUUUUCUUUGACAGUACUGGGUAGGAGGAACAGUUUCAGUAGAACUUGGGAGAGGGGUCUGCCGUAAUGUUCCCUGUCAGAGUUUGGGCUCAAGGGAAGCAGCAGGUCAAGUCUGAUUCCUGAGUUUCCUAAUUUCACCAUAUAAAGUCCCAAGGGUGAGGCAUCAUAGUUUAAGGCUUUCAAGAGCUGUUUCCACUGUGCAGGCCUGGUCGUAGCCAGAAUUGAAAAUCAAUCAAGUAAAGGACCUCAGAUAACACAUCUAUUUAUUGUCUGUGUGACCACCAGGGUUUCUUCAGUACUUAGUAAUUUGCAUUUCUAAGGAGAGCCAUUUAUUUUUAAUUAUUUUAUCAGGCACACAGUCCUCUCCAAAGAUAAUUAGUUCCUUUGCUCCUUUGCAAGCAGAUUAUCAGUGGCUGUGACAACUCCCACCAUAGACCUGCUGGUUCUUUAAUCCGACUUCCUCUAAGGCCUCAUUUGAAUCAUUCCAAAUGUUUUCUUAAAUCACCAAGCAACACAUUAACUGCUUCUCUUCCAGGUAAGGAGGAAAAGAAAAAUGAGAUUGAGGUCUUCAGAAAUAGAUAUGGUGGCUCCCCCCAUUUUUAGAGGUCUUUUAAAAAAAUUACUAUUUUAUUUUGUGUAAGGGUAAUUUGCCUGCAGGCAUGUCUGUGUUCCACACGAAUGCAGGGACCACUAAGGUCAGAAGGGAGCAUUGAUAUCUCUUGGAACUGAAGUUACAAGUGGUUGUGAGCUGCCAUGUGGGUGCUAGGAAAGGACCCGGGUCCUCUGGAAGAGCAGCCAGUGCUCUUAACUGCUGAGCCAUCUCUCCAGCCCCCAGGAUUUUACUUCGUAGCUAUGGCUGGCCUGGAAUUCACAAUAUAAACCGGGCUAGCCUAGUACUCAUGGAGACCUGCCUGCCUCCCUCGAGAAAGCAUGAACUGUCAUGUCUGGAAGCAACGUGCAUUUGAAUUGAACCCUGGCCAGAGCGUCAUGGCAUACGCUGCAGCCCUUCCCGUCUGGCCCAUUGUAGUACCCUCCCUGCUUUCCCCCUCUCUCCUUACCUUUCACCUCCAAGUCGGGUGUUACUUCUUUUCCAUUGACCCCAGGACAGACCUUCUUAGGGCAGACAGAGCUUCUCCAGCCAGAGCGCAGCCAGGGGAAAUACGUCCCCGAAACAGCCCCUGCUUGUCAGGCGCUGUGGUAAGCUAAAGGAUGGUGACUGAAAUAUGUUCGCCUCCAUAGCGGCAUUGUCUGCCCCAUCCCGGAUGCUCGCUCUCUUCCGUAGGAGGAAUGAACAGCUCACCUGAUUGCCUUAGGGCCACAUUGCACUAUUGGUCCAACAAUCAGUAGGCACUGAACCCCCAAACUCCUUAACUUUUGAGCAUCGUGUGUGUGUGUGUGUGUGUGUGUGUGUGUGUGUGUUCUCUGUGUUGACCUGAGUGUGUAGAUAUAUGGACCUGUGUAUGUGUGCGGAGGCCAGAGGUAGACACUGGGAUGUCUUCCUCAAUCACUACUCUGCCCUAUUUUUUUUUUUUUUUUUUCCUUUUUGAAGAUUCUCUCACAGGACCUGAGCUCACCUGUUUUGGACUUGACCUGGCCAGUGAACCACCAGCCAGUGAACUACCAGCCAGUGAACCACCAGGAUGUGCUAGGCUUGUGCUCCCCUCCCCCACUCCUGCCAACCCAGAGCUGGGACUGCAGGCAUGUGUUAGCAUAGUCUGCUCUUAUGUCAGCACUGGGGACUCAAGUCCUCUUGCCUGUACAGCUGGCAUUUUACCCACCCAGCUGUGGUGCUUCUUGAAUAAAAUUAGCUUUGAUCCAGCAUAAAUAUAUAUAUAUAUAUAUAUAUAUUCUCUCUAGAGUUGUGCUCGUAUUUGUUUUAGUGCUUGAACCUCAUGGAGAGCUUCUCUUGUGCUUAGUAAUUGCAACUUUCCUGGUCUGUGUCCCCACCUGGCUUUACUUUCAGCUUUGUUCUAAAUCCUCUUUGGCAGCUCGACAAGGCUUUGUCGAGGGGAUUGGCAAACCUCGGCCCCAGGGCCCGAUGCAGCCUACACCCACGCUUUAAAUAUAAUUGACCAGAAUAUAGUCAUUCUCAUUCUCUUCCACUCUAUGCAUGGCCGCCUUUGUGAGGAAAUGACCACGGCGGGAGGUUGCUAAGGAGACACCGUGUGCUGGUCGGUUUUCGUUGUCAACUUUGCACAACUUGGACUCACUUGGAGAGUCAACUUCAAUCAAGGAAUUGCCUACGUCAGACUGAGCAGGAGGCAAGUCUCUGGGUGAUUUUCUUGACUGCUGGUUGAUAAAGGAGGGUCCAGCCCACUGUGGGCAGUACCGUCCCUAGGCAGGUGGGCCUGGGCUGUGUAAGGAAGCCAGCUUAGUGAACCAGAGACUGAGCCAGUAAGCAGUGCUCCUCCUCCAUGGCUUCUGCCUCAAGCUUCCCUCAAUGAUGGAUUGCCACCCGUAUGUAUCAGACAAAGAAACCCUUCCUCCCCAGGUUGCUUUUGGUUGGAAUGUUUUUUGUUUUGUUUUGUUUUGUUUUGUUUUGUUUUCAAAGCAGCAGAAAGAAAACUAGAACAUCAUGUGACUUAUAAAGCCAAAACCAAUUUCCUUCUGACCCUUUCCAGGGACUGUUUGCCAGCUUCUGUCUCUUCUAGUUAACGUUCUGUCCUUUGUACCCAUGUAUUAUGCUCCUGAGACACUUGAUUUGACCUAUUACAUCUACAGUUGUUGUGUAUCUGGUUGACUUAAUAAACAGUCUUGGGCUCUCUGGACUGGUGUGUGGUCCAAGCCAUUCUUCACUUGGCAUGCUCCUGAGCAGGCUGGCGGUAAGGUUGGAAAGCUCACCACCAGAGACUCCUCGCCACCG